AUGGAUUAUUAUAGUCAGCUUGAUGCUAUUCUUUCAAGUGAACCAGUAACUAUUACGAACUUGAGAAAUAAUACGGAUUUGAAAAUCAAGUGUAAUUCAUCACAAUAUUAUAAAUUAGAUGCAUCUACAGUUAAAGAUGUGUAUAUAAAUACUGAUUGCUUUUGCGUUGUCAAUAUAACUGCCAAAAAUAAGAAAAUUGAAGUUGAUGGACCCGCUCAAGUUUACAUAACUGGAGACAACAAUACGAUUUAUAAUGAUUUCAACAUAGGCGAGCCUUUUUCGCACCAUCUUAUUAUCAUUAAUGGCCGUAAAAAUGAAUUGAAGGUUAAUUUGAAAGGAACUUCUUCUGCUCCGUAUAAUGUUGCUACUGCCAUUGUUAAUGAUCCUGAAUUCAUAACAUUAAAUCAAAGCGUUACCAAUUUCAGUUUCUUAACAACAUAUAAUUCAAGUUUUAUUUGCAAUAUUGGCCCAUUUAAUCAAGUCAAUAUUAGUAAAUUGUACUCAUCAUAUGGAUUUUAUGAACCAAUAAUUUAUUACUACCCAGAUAUUUCUGUUGGAUAUGGAGCUCCACUAGACAAAGAAGGCAAAAUAAUCUUAGGUGUAGUUAUUGGUGGCCCAUUUUUAAUUGCUAUAAUUUCAGGUUUUAUCUUAUGUUGCUGUGAAUGCUGUAAAGGUUGCUCUUGUUCAUAUUGUAACAAGAAAGAUAAUGUCGAAAGGGAUUUACCAGAUCUUUAA
Trichomonas vaginalis G3 is the source of this 735-nucleotide messenger RNA. RefSeq lists its product as uncharacterized. The transcript has a single exon. The record is from RefSeq and is a predicted model, not a curated record. Bases 1 to 735 code for a protein of 244 amino acids. NCBI's taxonomy places the organism in Eukaryota, Parabasalia, Trichomonadida, Trichomonadidae.